This is a messenger RNA of Cavenderia fasciculata, 2553 nucleotides long. RefSeq lists its product as uncharacterized. Bases 1 to 2553 code for a protein of 850 amino acids. Lineage: Eukaryota; Evosea; Eumycetozoa; Acytosteliales; Cavenderiaceae. The transcript has 2 exons. The record is from RefSeq and is a predicted model, not a curated record.
AUGACAAAAACAAUUAAAACAAUACCUAUUGUUAUACCAAUAAAUGAAAGUAUAUGUGGUGGUGAUAAGAGUUUGAACCCAGAUAGUCAAGACUAUAGAACAAAGGUUAUUAAAAGUGUAUUGGGUAAUAUAGUAUUGUUAAAGAGGAUAGUUGUAUUGGCAAGAGAUCAUACCGUGCCAACAGACUAUUACAAAUUGAAUGAAUUGCCACACAAAGAUAUAGUUUGGUACUUGAAACAUGGACAUAUUGGUGCGAUGAAAGAGAAACUUGACCGAGACCACUUACAAUACAAACAACAACAACAACAACAAUUACAAAACAAGGAAACAACAGAAUAUUUAAACAUUGGUAGAGAUCAGUUGAAAUGGAGCUAUGACUUAACCAAAUAUCUUUGUUCAAUACGUGACACACCAGAACAGAUGGAACUGUUUUAUUACUUUUACAAUAUGCGACCAGAGUGGUUUUGUGCAGUUGAUUGUAUAGAGGCUGCAGUAAUGUAUGGCAAUCUAACAAUCUACAAGAUACUAGAGACUCAUAAAAUACCAAAACCAAUAGAAUUCAAAAGAGACGAUAAUUUGAUGAUUGCUGUACAAUCAAUACAGGUAGAGUUGGCAGACUAUAUUGCAAAAGGCAUGUCAUACAAACUAGAAGAUGGUAUCAAUCCAACUGCAAGAUUUGAGAUGGCACUGGACAAGAUACAACCGUCAUUUCUUGACAAGAAAGAUUUGGUUGGUAUGAUAGAGUUGAUAUCAAAAUUUAAACCAUUAUCCUCUCGAUUGUUGGAUAUAUUCAACAUACACCAAUUCUGUGAUAUCUCACUCUUGGAUAGACUUGGUGUGGAUUUGGCCAAGAUGGAGACCAGCGCCCUUAUCACAUUUCUCCAUUAUUGUCUAGAGAGUGAUGAUAUCGAUCAAUCAACAAUCGAUUAUCUCCAACACGUCUGCAAAUUACAAGAUCCCAAAGGGUACCAAGCUGCAGAUGACCAAUCAAACUGGUACAUUGACCAAUUCAUUUGCAAAGAGGAAUCAGAUGAAAAGACAAAAUGUGCAAUGUAUGUACUUGGCUUGAUGAGAUUUAUUGGUAUUCAACCAAAGCUACAAGGAUAUAAAAAUCUUUACAAAUACAAGGGUAUCAAGAAAUUGGGUGAAUUUCUUGAACCGAUUGUACGAGAAUAUCGAUACCAACCAAUCAUUGAAUAUGGGUCAUUGGAACAAGUCAAAUGUGUCGUACCAAAGAAACGCAGCGCUAAAAUCGAAUUUGUACCUCAAAAUGCAGCCACCCUAUCAUAUCUUGCAGAUAAUGAUCUAAUUCAAUACUCGAAGGCAUUUACUGCAAAAGUGAUUGCAACUCAAAACUUGGAAAUGAUAAAAGUGUUGGCUCAAAAGUGUCGUUCAUUGGAAGGGACAAAGGAAUUAAUUGCAUAUUCUGUCAAUGGAGAUAAUCAUCAAUUAUUGGAUCUAUUAUAUACCAAUCCGACAAAAGUUGAAGAGGAUAUGGAGAAUCCAGAGGUGUUGGUCAGUGUUCCAGUAUCGGCACUAUUCAUGUCAAAGCUUUGUGACAAGUGGAACAUUAAUUAUCAGUGUCCUCGAGAGGAGCCAACAGAAGACUAUUACAUUUACCACAAUAGUCGACACCAAUCAGAUAAAAACUAUAACCAACAACUCAUACUAUCAACCAAUCUUGGGAGAUAUAGAAUGGUCGAGUGGUUACUCCAAGGUCAAAAAACAUAUAAGCCCACAAUGGCCACCUUGUGUAAUAUGUACUGUAUUGCAUACACCAGAGGUUACAUGGGUAUUGUUGCAAUGGUUAAAGAGUAUGCAAAAUCUCUCAAUCUUGAAAAAGAAUUUAAAGAGACAAGAGAAUUUAAAUACUGUUCUUGGGCACAUGCUGCUAAAACUGGAAACAAACAAUUGGUUGACAAAAUUAUCAAACACUCUAAAACACAAUACUUUUCUGUAUCUUGUAUUAGAAAUGCAAUUAGAUUUAAUCAACUAGAGUUUAUUAAACAUGUUUUUGAAUCAAAUCGAAAAGAUCCAGAUUUCCUAGUUUCAAGAUUUUAUUGGCUCUCUAGUAUCUUUGAGCAAGAUGCAUCAUCGAUUCUAGAUUACUUUUUAAAAGUAAUGACAGAAAAUGAAAAAGAUAAAAGAAUUCAAAAGAGAUUUGACAACAAUAACAAAUCAAGAAAAAAACAAAGAUAUAGUUAUUCAGAUGAAAAUGAUACUUUGGAACCUUUAGUUGAAAGAAAAUUUCAAAGAGGUAGAUGUAAAGGAGAAGAUUUUGGACUCUAUCACUUGGUCAUGGACAAACCAAUUGCUCAAUGUUUGGAACAACUAUUUGAAAGUGCAAUAUCAGAUUCUAGUUAUGAAUGUUUCAAAGUAUUGAUUGCAUUUUAUGGAAAUGUCAUUAAACAAUCAACCAACCUAAGAAUUAUUUAUCAACUCAUCGAUUCACCAGAUAUUGAUAUCAAUGUUUUUAAAACAUUACCAUUCACAACAUACCUCGAUCAUAAAGGUUUAAUUAAACCAAGAACUCUAAAACAAUUCGUAAAAUAA